Schistocerca americana (American grasshopper) is the source of this 2283-nucleotide messenger RNA. Its product is annotated as S-phase kinase-associated protein 2-like. Gene Ontology annotation, molecular function: protein binding. The record is from RefSeq and is a predicted model, not a curated record. Gene Ontology annotation, cellular component: SCF ubiquitin ligase complex. The coding region runs from base 423 to 2036 and encodes 537 amino acids. Gene Ontology annotation, biological process: SCF-dependent proteasomal ubiquitin-dependent protein catabolic process. The transcript is spliced from 11 exons. Lineage: Eukaryota; Metazoa; Arthropoda; Insecta; Orthoptera; Acrididae.
UUCUUGCCGUUGGCGGCCUGCGUGCAUCCAACACUAGAAAUGUAUUGUGGAAUGUUUUGAUGUGACAGAACGGGUAAAUCACAAUCUGUGUGAAUUAUCCUUUGACUGCAUCUCAGUGGAAUUCUCGAUAAUUUGAGAUGAAUGUUUUCAACUUGCGUUGUGCUUAAUGUAGUAUCUUUGACAAACGCUUUGGUUUGUCAUAUACAGGAAGUUAUCGAUGGAUGAUAAAAUUAAAUAGCCAGCUGUUGAUGGCCGUAGGGCGGUUGAACAUGUUGAGAAUGUUAUUAAGGCUAAUGGAGCGAAACAUUCAUCUACAGAAAACUUGUGUGUGAGGGGUGCAGCUUAUCAGCGAACUUGUGCUGAUAUUUCUAUGCAUAUACUAUUUCAAUAUUUUAUGAAGAGAGAAAACCACUUCCAACAAAAUGAAGACUGCAAAAAGAAUGGUGAAAGUGACAUCAUCGCGUCUGGUUAGAGGACGAAGAGCGAAGUUACUGGCAAUCAGAUCAUUGGAAAGUAAAGUAACAUGUGUCGAAAAGAGAAAAGUUGAGCCUCCUGUGAACAAAGAUGAUGUGCACAAUGUGACAAUUAAUGACUUACCAGAUGAGCUGCUUCUCAAUGUUAUGAAGUUCCUGUCAGUGGAGGAGCUGCUGAUAGCUCAAGAGGUAUGCCACCGCUGGGAGCAGCUGACUUAUGGACCAAGUGUUUGGUUGAACAAGAGUUUUGUUGUUUGGCAUGGGCGUCACGCUGUACCUUUGGCACGAGGUGACAGAAUUGGGAGGUACUGCAGUGUGGAAACAUCACUCACAUCUUGGUCAAAAGCUGACAUCUUUCUGAGAACUCAGUCACCAAAGUACCUGAAUAAAAUUUUAAAAAGGAUGCCUCAUCUACGUGUAUGUGCCUUGCCAUUUGAAAGGCAAGCAAUUGAAGCUCUGUCCACCUAUUGUCAGAACAUUACAAAGCUGGAGAUUAUUACCUGCUCUGAAGUUGACACCAUAACUCUGACAAACUUAGUGGAGCGAUGUCCCCUGAUUGAAGUCCUGAAAUUGCCUGUGAGCUUCAUGACAACUGAGUGCUUGGCAGAACUGAUCGCACAUUUGAAAUAUCUUCAGGCACUCAGUCUCCAUGUGGACAUCAGCAAUUGGUAUUCACAGCCUGUGGUCCUGCAGCCCUUAGCAAGAAACUGCAGCCGGCUUUGCAAGCUUAAUCUGUGGUGCUUCACCCUUUCUGACAUUGGAUAUUUAUUUAAAGCACAGCCACCUUUGGAAGAACUGUCCCUUCGCUGGACAACUGAAGAAAAGAGGUGUGUACUCCCAGACCUACUAGCCUGCUGGAAAUCGGUUAAAUUUCUUCAACUGCAAGAGUAUAAUGUGAGACACGAGGAGAGUUUUCAAGCAUUCCGUUCACUCGGGGAGCUCAGCAGACUGAAUUGGCUAGAGAUACAGUGUGUGAAAGAGUGCCCAGAAGGAGCUAUUGGGGAGGCAUUUAGGUAUGGAGGUCUUUCGCAACUGCAGCAUGUUGACUUGUCAAACAGCUGGGCAUUAGAUGAUAUUGGUCUAAUUUCCUUGAUUCAUGGAUGCCCACAAGUACGAUGGCUUCGGCUGUUUGGUUGUUAUGGGCUAACAGAUGAAGCAUUCAAGGACAUUUACAAACUUGUGCAUUUGAAAAGGUUGAAUAUCUCUCGAUGUGUGGGAUUAGGUUCAGCAGCCAUGUUUUUCAUUGCCCGUCUUCCAAAGCUGCGUACACUCUGGGUUGAGUACACAGACUUCAGGCGUUUACGUCCUGGAAUAAAAUGCAUAAUUGACCUACCAGAGUUGCGGCACCUCCACAUGGGAAUGACCACAAAUCUACAAUAUGUACCAUUUGAUUCCUUCCCAGAGAAUCUUUCAAAUCUCAAGUCACUGGAUGUACAAUGCUCCAAAUUUGAUGCUGCGGUAAUGGAAAAUUUGAAGAAACGGAUGCCAUCCCUAAAAGUUCAUGUUACUCAGUUCCAGUACCAAGACAUAAACAGUGCAGAUACAAGUGAUGAUGAAGUUUAGUACACACUAUUUUGGAGUUACAUUUUUUAAUCAUAUUUGUACUUCAUAGUGAUGUUUAGAGGGAAAUUGUACAUACUUUUAACUGUGAUUGAUAUAUCACUACUUCUGGUGCUGCAAGAUUAUUGUGCAAUUGUUUUGUAUCUAGUCAUUUGUUAUUCUGGAGUUCUCAUUUAGUUUGUAGUAUAUUUUAUGCUCUCAUGUAAGGCAGCGUUGGACAUUUUAGUUAUAAAUCAAACAGAUUCUGAUA